AUGGUGAAGUCAUACCUAAAGUAUGAGCACAGCAAGUCUUUCGGCAUUGUCGCAUCCAACACCUCGAACCUCGUCUGGAACGCCCAAGGUCGAGCUGGCGCCGGCCAGGCAGUUGUAGCCGCGAAUGAGGAGGUUCUGUGCUGGGACAUCAAGAAGGGAGAGCUCGUAAGCCGAUGGAGGGACGAUAGGAACACCGUACCGGUCACUGCGAUCGCCCAAAGCAAAGUCGACAAGGACGUUUUCGCCGUCGGAUACGAAGAUGGCAGCAUUCGGCUGUGGGAUAGCAAAAUCGCGACAGUGAUUGUCAACUUCAAUGGUCACAAGUCUGCGAUCACGACGCUGGCAUUCGACAAGUCGGGUGUGCGACUAGCCUCCGGUUCCAAGGAUACCGACUUGAUCAUAUGGGAUCUCGUGGCUGAGGUUGGCCAGUUCAAGCUCAGGGGACACAAGGACCAGAUUACAGGGCUGCAGUUUGUCGAGCCGGAAGCGCAGGUCGAAGAUGAGGACAACACCCAGGCUAUGGUGCUAGACAGCGACCCGUCAGCCGAGGGCUACCUCCUCACGACCGGCAAGGACUCGCUGAUCAAGCUUUGGGACCUGUCUUCGCGACACUGCAUCGAAACCCAUAUUGCGCAAACGAAUGGGGAGUGCUGGGCUCUGGGCCUUUCCCCCGACUACAGCGGAUGCAUCACGGCUGGAAACGACGGAGAGCUGAAGGUGUGGUUCUUGGACACAGCAGGCCUUGCUUCUCUAAAGGGGCAGGUCGACGCGCCGCAAUCUGCGAAAUUCUUGCACGAAAGGGGAACGCUGUUCCGUCAACACAAGGACAAGGCCAUCGAAAUCGUCUUCCACCCGCGUCGGGAUUACUUUGCCGUUCAUGGCACAGAAAAGGCUGUUGAAGUUUGGCGCAUAAGGUCGGAGGCAGAGGUCAAGAAGUCGUUGGCGAGAAAGAAGAAGAGGAGACGUGAGAAGGCUGCGAAGGAGGGAAAGACCGAGGAAGAUGCCGAGAACGAUGACCAGGCGGACGACCUGUCGAGCGCCGAAGCCAGCGACUUCUUCGUCCAGUAUGUAAUAGUCCGGACGGGCGGCAAGGUGCGGUCGGUGGACUGGGCCGUCACCAGCGGCAGCAAGGAGAUCAACCUGCUGGCUGGUACUACCAACAACCAGCUCGAGUACUACAGCAUACCAACAAAAGACGCCUCCAAAUCGAAGAAGGACGAGCUGCCUGACUACACGAGAUCUCUGGCGGUCGAUCUCCCGGGACAUAGGACAGAUAUCCGCGCGGUAUCGCUGAGUUCCGACGACAAAAUGCUGGCGACGGCUGCCAACGGUGGUCUGAAAAUCUGGAACAUCAAGACUCAGACUUGUAUUCGAACAUUUGAGUGCGGCUAUGCUUUGUGCUGCGCAUUCUUGCCCGGUGACAAGGUCGUGGUUGUUGGCACCAAGACUGGAGAACUUGAGCUCUUUGACGUCGCUUCCGCAAGCCUGUUGGACAGCGUCACCGCACACGAGGGAGCUAUCUGGUCAUUACAAGUGCAUCCGGAUGGUAAAUCUGUAGUGUCUGGUAGCGCCGACAAGUCUGCCAAGUUCUGGGACUUCCGAAUCAUUCAAGAAGAAGUCCUGGGCACCACACGUACCGUACCAAAACUGAAGCUCGUACAAUCGAGGACACUUAAAGUUGCGGACGACAUCCUCUGCGUGCGCUACUCCCCCGACGGAAAGUACAUUGCCGUCUCCCUUCUCGACAACACUGUAAAGGUGUUCUUCACCGAUAGCUUGAAGCUCUACCUCAACCUUUAUGGCCACAAGCUCCCGGUCCUCAGCAUGGAUAUCUCCUACGACAGCAAGCUCAUUGUCACCAGCUCCGCCGACAAGAACAUCAGGAUAUGGGGUCUUGACUUUGGUGACUGUCACAAGGCCCUCUUCGGUCACCAAGACAGUAUCCUGCAGGUUGCCUUCGUGCCGCACAACUCGGACGGCAAUGGCCACCACUUCUUCAGCAGCAGCAAGGACCGCUGCAUCAAGUACUGGGACGGCGACAAGUUCGAGCAGAUCCAGCGCCUAGACGGCCAUCACGGCGAGGUCUGGGCCAUGGCCGUAGGCCACAGUGGCCAGUUCCUCGUCACCGCCGGUCACGACAAGUCCAUCCGCGUCUGGGACGAGACGGACGAGCAAAUUUUCCUCGAGGAAGAGCGCGAGAAGGAGAUUGAAGAGCUCUACGAAAAGACGCUCACCACCUCCCUCGAGCGCGACCCAGACGCCGAGGACCAAGACGGCGAAGUCGGUGCCGCCACCAAGCAGACCGUCGAGACCCUCAUGGCCGGUGAGCGCAUCGCCGAGGCCCUCGAGAUCGGUAUCGCGGACUUGAACCUGCUCAAGGAGUACGAGGACGCCAAGAAGACGAACCCGCACGCCCCUCCCCCGCAGCGCAACCCCAUCUUCAUCGCCCUCGGCAACAUCACCGCCGAGGCAUACGUCAUGAGCGUGCUGAACCGCAUCAAGGCAUCUGCCCUCCAUGAUGCGCUGCUCGUCCUCCCCUUCUCGACCGUGCCGAUGCUCUUCACCUUCCUCAACGUUUUUGCCCAGCGCUCCAUGAACAUCCCCCUGACGUGCCGCAUCCUCUUCUUCAUGCUCAAGACGCACCACCGCCAGAUCGUGGCCAGCCGCACCAUGCGCACGAUGCUCGACGGCAUCCGCGCCAACCUGCGCGCCGCGCUGAAGCGCCAAAAGGAUGAGAUGGGUUUCAACAUUGCCGCGCUCAAGGUUGUCGGCAUGCAGAUCCAGGAGAAGAGCGUCAAGGACUACGUCGACGAGAACUGGGACGAUGGCGACGAAAGCCGGUCCAUCAAGAAGAGGGCGUUUGUGCAGGUUUCGUAA
Messenger RNA from Colletotrichum chrysophilum, 2877 nucleotides. RefSeq lists its product as uncharacterized. The record is from RefSeq and is a predicted model, not a curated record. Gene Ontology annotation, biological process: maturation of SSU-rRNA. Gene Ontology annotation, molecular function: snoRNA binding; protein binding. Gene Ontology annotation, cellular component: small-subunit processome; Pwp2p-containing subcomplex of 90S preribosome. The transcript is spliced from 2 exons. Lineage: Eukaryota; Fungi; Ascomycota; Sordariomycetes; Glomerellales; Glomerellaceae. Bases 1 to 2877 code for a protein of 958 amino acids.